Molecule: messenger RNA, 1179 nt
Organism: Puccinia triticina
Lineage: Eukaryota; Fungi; Basidiomycota; Pucciniomycetes; Pucciniales; Pucciniaceae
Exons: 6
Coding region: 1-1179 (392 amino acids)
Source: RefSeq, a predicted model, not a curated record
AUGGAUAGAAUAUCAGGAGCUGUGUCUUCCAAACACUUUUAUCUUUCAAACAAUUGUAUCUUUCAAACAAGUGUGAUUUUUCAACAAGCCGUCUCCGAUUACGGCCACCCGCCCUCCUCCAGCCCCGUCAAGAACUUCAACAGACCCCACCAGCAACGGUCUGGUGCGCCCUCGCUCAUCAGCCAGAUCCCCGACCGCCACGCCGCCUCGCCCAUCCCUCCAUCCCCCGCCGGAUUCCCGGCCAACAGCGGGCUGUAUGCCAAACACGACAUCCUCAUGCCUCCCCGCCCGGCGUUCUACGGCUCCCGGAUGUCCGUCCGAUCGAUAAGCUUGGAACAGUCGCCCUCCAGGCAAUCCUACGCCGGCCCAAGGAUCUCCGCCACCCUCAACUGCGCCUCCACUGGCGCUCCUGCAGGCCUCUACAACAACCCGCGCACAUCCUUGAGCAACGCUAGCGUCCGCUCCGUCCCCGUCAAGAGCCAGGGCCAGGAUCCGCGCCACCUCGACCAAUGGCACUCCGACGACGACGACAAUCCCAAGCCCGCUUCCGCUAAGCCUGUCAGGGAUGAGGACGAGGAUGAAGACAAGGUGACGCUCUUGAAGCUCCAAUGGCACUCCAACGACGACGACGAUCCCAAGCCCGCUUCCGCUAAGCCUGUCAGGGAUGAGGACAAGGAUGAAGACGGGGUGCCGCUCUCAAAGCUCAAGAAGAAUUCCUCCCCUCCCUCUGCUGCGCCCCGACCUUCCCCCAGCGGCCUCCUCGUCGACAGCGCUGAAGUCUCAACAGACUGGGAAUGGGAAUCUCGCCGGCCAUCCACGGGGAAACAGCCCCGCCAGCUCGAGCUCGGGGGGCUCUGGGUUGGGGUCGGGGUCGUGGAACUUCCCUGCUACUCCAAGAGACUCGUUCCUUCCCGUCCCGACCCACAUUCAUCCCCACCCUCAUCCUGCUUUUGCGCUGCUGGCCGGGCCGGGCUAUCUCAUGCCCGGCCCGCCCGGAUCAUCAGCUUCUACUCAACCAGCUGGGUACUGGUCCGCUUCCCCUGCUCCGCCCGCUCCGGCGGGCAGCGUGGACGAGUGCCCACGCCCGUCGGCGUCGAUCCCUAUCUGUAUGCCGGCCUGGACACGGCGCAGAAAAUCGCGCUCCAUCAGCGCAGCCAACUGAUCCUCCAGGUGGAAUGA